This is a messenger RNA of Marchantia polymorpha subsp. ruderalis, 1507 nucleotides long. The record is from the annotation of a GenBank genome assembly. Lineage: Eukaryota; Viridiplantae; Streptophyta; Marchantiopsida; Marchantiales; Marchantiaceae.
AGCGCUCAUGAAGCCGUCGCAGCCAUCGCGGGCAUGCGCCUCUGAGCCCUUCCUUCUUCUUCUACCGAAAGCAUGCCAUCCCUUCCCUUCCCUUCGCGGAGAAGAUAUGUAUACGGGGGCUUCGUAGAGGGCCGACGAAUGGCGAAUGGCUCGCGAGUUGCGAACGGGUUGGCGAACAUGAUGGCCAGAACCGGGAGGCGAACGCGCAGUACCAGAAAAUCGAAUCGGAAGCCGGUCCGGAUGGAAAGAAAGAAGGAAAGAGCCGCACACAGCGAGAGGGGGAGGGGUGAUGAUGGAAGGCGAGAUAUGUGACACAAGCUCAUGUGGUGCCCCUGACAGAGCGGCCCGGAGGAGUGGCCGACCGACCAAUGGAGAAAGCGAGGCGGAGCGCGAGGUCUCUUCUUCUUGAGCAAUUUGCCACGCCAGAUGAUGCCGCUGGCCGGGACUCAGGCCUCACAAAGAACGAAGGAACAAUAAUGCUCGACUGACGAACACUUGGUCGAUUUUCUGCCCCGACGCGUGUCGCCACGUGUCGAUUUUGUUCGUAUUCUCCCACCUGCCUUUCGCCGAAGCGAAGCGAGGUCUUUUUGAAGACAAGCAAGGUCUUCCCAUUAGUCAACCACUGUAACCAGGCUGGAUAACCGAGAGAGACGCCAGACAUCGGACGGUUGACACCCCACGCUCUCGGGAUUCAACCGUCGCCACGCAAUCUCCUGCCGCUUGCUCUUGUUGUUCGGCCGGUACGGCAGGCCAUUUAGGCCCAAAUUCUCUCGCGUCGCUAGAGGCGUCUGGUGCGCAGCCUACGUGGAUCUCCCACUAAACAGAUCUCCUUUUGCAUGCAACUCGCUCGACCUUGUAGUGCACCGAGCUAGCUAUCUUUAUUCCUGCUUUCAAACUUGGUUGGUGUCAGAGGCCGUGUCCUCAACCUCCCGAGACUUACCGUCCUCAUGUCAUGUCUGGACUCCUGUUCCAUCUUACAAAUUCCACAAUCUGGACAACUACAGAUGCAGAGCCCGGCCUUUGUUGUAGCCUCUGGAUUUGCUCGCUUUCUCACCUCAUAAUUACUGCUCUGUGGAGGACCUCCCCCGCGAGAAGCAACUACCUUCCUCCUUUCCUCACUGCAUCUGUCACUACUUGUCAUGUGUGUAUAAUCUCGCUUGCAUGAUCCCUCUUUAAGGGCCCUACGCUGGAACAUAUACCCGACCCCUUCUGGGAAUAUCAUAACAUGCAGUAGUACAUAUUCCUGUGUGAUGAUCUAGGGACCUAGCCUCCCUUUACGACUUGAUGAUGGGUCCUCCCAUUCUUUUCGCUAUAUUACUUGUUUCUCCGCUUGUCGUGCUGCUUCGAGAGGCUAUGUCUUCAAGUGCAGUUGGGUUCUAGUUUCUACAAGGCCAUUGAAUCGCGGUAGUCUUUUCUACUUAAAGAGAGCAUUUGCUCGACUUCAACUUCGUGCAGCGAGUAGCAAAUAAUCCGAAGGCCACACUAUGUACAAAUAUGGUUUCUGAAC